AUGGCCAAUGGCUCCAGCACAGGGGAGCGGGAUCGGGCGGGAAGUGCUUGGCAAAAGGGCGCGCGAGCAGGGAUAGGCAUCCAGGGACAGGUCCGGGCUACCUUAUUCACAUUGGUAGCGGAGCUGUGGCCUGAAGAGCAUCUGUCGUUACUUGGACCCAGGGCAGCACUUCUCGUGGAAGGCGCCGCGUUCCAAAAGGUGAGCCGCAUCGCGCCGGACAAACUCAAGAGCCCGGAUGGAGUCAAGAUUCUAGCAGAGCAGCUGGGAGGGACGUGGGGAAGACUGCAAGUAGAGGAUAAAUUCCACUACUUUGAGCAAGCCAUCUACCAGACCCAGCAAAAGCAUGAAGAAACAAAUGACUCCUACAUAGCCAGACACGAUGCCCAGUUCGAAGAGCUGCUUUCUCGCAAGGUCCAGCUGGAGGAGAUCCGGGCCUACAUCCUGUUACGUCAUUCGCAACUUGCGCCGGAAGACAAGAAGCGGGCGAUAGUGGAGCCCAAAGGCGACCUCAAGUACGCCGAGACGAUCAAGGCGAUCAAGCUGCUUGGCUCGCGCUUCUUUGGCGAACUUCAGAACAGGAAUGGCUCCAGCGCUGGCACCAGCCGAGGGCAAGAGCGAAACAAGGUCUAUGACGUGAACAUGACCGAGGCCGACGACAGCGAGGAGAUCAACAUGGCCACCUACGACGAGGAAGUUGAUGAAGACGAGGCUUUCGCUUACUUCUUCGAGCAGUGCGACCAGGAUGCACUCUACAUAGCGGAGUUCGAGGUCGAAGUGUCCCACCUUGCGACCCUCGACGGCGAGAACGAGGAGGGCAGCGACGAUUCCGACCCGGAGUUUCUCCAGGACCUGCUGGAGGACGCCGUCAUGUAUAUGGAUGAGCUCAGUAUCUCCGACAGCCAGGCCGCAGACCUCUCGAUCUCUGGAGACCAGACGAUCGAGGACAUCCGUCUGGUGGCCACCGUGGACCUGAGCGAGUACCUGGAGGUCAAGUACACCCGGCCGCCGGGAGUGACCACGAUGGAAGCUUGGGGCAAGACCAUCUUGAGCGAUGGCAAGCACAAAGGGAAAGAUCACUCAACCGCCUUUGCCCAGGACCUCGACUGUGCCAUGCUGAACUUCCAGAAUUAUGUCCGCGCCAGACUUCGCAAGGCAGCAAGGAUUCUGGUGAACCAGUCGAGCGACAAGGAGAUCAAAACGCCGGACCAGACCGAGAAGGAGGACGGCUGGGAGCGGAUCUCCGAGGGGCCAAUGGGACACAAGACAGUGACCGCCCGGAAGCGCAUCACCAAGGACAAGGGUCACCAGAAGAGCAGUUUUCAGCUCUUUCCGACCGAUGGUUCUCUUUCGCUGGAGACCCAACUCCAGAAAGAGAACAUAAAGUCAAAGGUGAGCGCGGCAGAGUCGCACUGGCUAGGCAGAGUAGAGUCCCACGGCCGGAUCCUGAAAGACAUGCUUAGCCGCAUGGAUGCCGAACAGGAGAUUGGCGAUCCCGUCCUGCUUGUCAGGGAUUUGAAGCUGGAGAUUGGGUGCUCUAUUGGUGAACCGGAAAGGGACAUCAUAAUGGAGGAGGCUAGGGCACCCGAGUAUUUUGAAGUUCCGGUUCCCGAAGACGACGAGGACCUUUUGUUUGGAGACACCGAAUGUUUUCUUGCCUUUCCCGAAAAUGGACAGGCUUGGGAGAUGACUCUCCAUGAAACCCAGGUGAACUGGGACGACCUUCCUUCGGCACAGCAAGCUCUAGAGUAUGUCAUGCUAGCGACCCCAGAUCGUAAGAAGCGAGUAGAGGUUCGUAUGCGGGAUUUAACAGGGGAUGAGCGUGAGCAGUUUGAGCAGGCCAAAGGAAAGGAAGUAGGGGCAUGGCUUAGUCAUCAGACAGUUCGUCGGGUGUCUGCAGGAUCUUUAUCUGAUGAGCAGCUUUUGCGAUGUCGGUGGAUCCUGACCUGGAAGGCUCCUGAACAGCCUGGAGGGCCACGCAGGGCUAAGGCACGGUUGGUGGUGUUAGGGUUCGAGGAUCCUGGGCUAGGGGAUAUCCCGAAUGAUGCACCGACACUUGGAAAAGAUGCUCGACAGCUGAUACUGCAAAAGGUGGCGGCCAAUCGGUGGAAACUAAUCAACUUUGACAUCUCAACCGCUUUCUUGCAGGGCGAGGGGGAUGGUCGCCAACUUGGCAUACACCCGCCGGAGGAACUCAGACAAGCCUUGAAGAUGAAGCCUGGGGAACAGGAAAAGUACAGCUUUGGGUCGUACGAGGAGGGUGAAUUCACUUUCACGGGCAUUCACUUUAGACAGUGGGACGACGGCAGCAUUGAAUAUGAUCAGCAGGAGUAUCUGGAACGCAUCCAGCCGGCUCAUAUCCCUAGGCAGAGGCGGAGUGAGCCGGAAGCCCCCCUUAAUGCUGAUGAGGUUCACGAGCUUAGGCGUUUGAAUGGGAGCAUCCAGUACGCUGCUGUUCACACGCGGCCGGAUUUGGCAGCUAAGGUAGGAAUGUUGCAGUCUGCGGUUCCUCGUGCUAGAGUUUCGCAUUUGAUGGAAGCCAAUAAACUGUUGCAUGAAGCCAAAUCGAAUCCUGUCUUGCUGAUGACAGUGCCAAUCCAAGAGCCACACGUGACUUUCUGUUCAUUCUCCGAUGCUUCUUUCGCUUCUAGUCGGGAUAGUAACUCUUAUCAGGGGACACUGGUGGUGGCAACGGACUGGCGGAUGCUGUCCAACAAGCAAGCUGUGAUCGCGCCAAUGGCGUGGUCAAGCCGUAAGAUUGCUCGGGUGGUGCGCAGUACUUUAAGCGCUGAAGUCUUCUCUCUGUGCAAUUCCAUAGAUCGCAUGUCUUGGUUGCGUUUGUUCUGGGAAUGGAUGAAAGAUCCAUCCGUAGACAUUUCCCAACCUGAUCAGAUUCUCAAGGGAGCUCCCAAAGCUGCGCUAGUGACAGAUUGUAAGAGCGCCUUCGACAUUGCAACGAAGACGGCUGUGCCUAGUUGUACAGAAAUGCGGACCCAGCUGGAAUGCCUUUUACUAAGGGAGCGACUCCAGGAGAAUUGCCAGAUGCGAUGGGUACAUUCCAAAGCUAUGUUGGCGGAUUGUCUAACAAAGACUAUGGAUGGUAGCGAUCUUCGUAGGUGCUUGGCCAGUGGUAGAUACGCCUUGUUUGAUGAGAAUAAGAUCCUGGCUGAACGGCAGGGGAAAAGACAAUCGCUAAGAUGGCUCCGGAAGGAACUUGAAGGGAAUGCAAGCGCAGAAGCUUAA
Molecule: messenger RNA, 3240 nt
Organism: Symbiodinium pilosum
Lineage: Eukaryota; Dinophyceae; Suessiales; Symbiodiniaceae
Source: the annotation of a GenBank genome assembly